AGGCACUUCCACCUCCCUCCGCGAGCAAAUAGCGUUGCACGCACAAGUGACACAGCAGGAGACCCAGCUCGGUCCUCUAGUCACACGUCUUUCUCAAAACAAGAUGAAGCCGUUAUUUUUGCUGCUGCUCCUCUGUCACAUUUCAUCUCCAGUGAAACACACCCUGAAGUUUUUCUUCACUGCAUCUUCUGGAGUCCCAAACAUCCCAGAGCUUGUGUCUGCUGCAGUGGUUGAUGAACAUCUGGCAGCUUAUUGUGACACCAACAAAAAGAUAGUCGAACCAAAACAGGAUUGGAUGAAAAAAUUAUUGGAAAACAAUCCUCGGCACCUGGAAUGGUACACUCAAGAGUGUUUUAAGAUUCAGCCUAAUCAGUUCAAAGCCAAGAUGGAGAGCUUGAAGCAGCGCUUCAACCACAAUGGAGGUGACCACAUUUUACAGAGGAUGUAUGGCUGUGAGUGGGACGAUGAGACUGGAGAGGAAAAUGCUUUUAAUCAAUACGGUUACAAUGGAGAAGACUACAUAUCAUUGGACGUAAACACAUACACAUGGAUUGCUCCAAAACCACGGGCUGUUGUCACCAAACUGAUCUGGGAUGCUGAGAAAGCUAGGACAAAAUGCAAUCAGAUGUACCUUACGCAGAUUUGUCCUGAGUUCCUCAAGAUGUAUGUGGCCUUUGCCAAGAGCUUUCUGCUGAAAACAGGUAGGAUCACAUGA
Messenger RNA from Epinephelus fuscoguttatus (brown-marbled grouper), 715 nucleotides. Its product is annotated as major histocompatibility complex class I-related gene protein-like. Gene Ontology annotation, biological process: immune response. The transcript has 3 exons. Gene Ontology annotation, cellular component: external side of plasma membrane. Lineage: Eukaryota; Metazoa; Chordata; Actinopteri; Perciformes; Serranidae. The coding region runs from base 104 to 715 and encodes 203 amino acids. The record is from RefSeq and is a predicted model, not a curated record.